Protopolystoma xenopodis is the source of this 315-nucleotide messenger RNA. Lineage: Eukaryota; Metazoa; Platyhelminthes; Monogenea; Polystomatidea; Polystomatidae. The record is from the annotation of a GenBank genome assembly.
AGUUCCUCCAGCCUCCCAAGCUCUUCUGCAGCAUCAUUCUUCCAUGCGCGCUCCAGCAGUGAUGAUCUCGUGACUUCUGACCACGUCCGUCUUCAUUCUGGCCUGCCUCCUGUCGCUGGUUAUCCUACCAGCUCAAUGGGCGGUAGUCGGCGCGGCACUCUUUGUGGUUCGACCACUCCAUCAGGACUCGUGACAAUGGAGGGUGACGCUGUAGGUUCUGGAAGCAAUGGGAGUGGAACUCGUUCUCAGAAUGUUAGACAUCAAGCUCUUGAGUUGCCGGAACAUCUGAGAGGCAGUCUUAUUAACCAGGUAUAG